Messenger RNA from Durusdinium trenchii, 1165 nucleotides. Lineage: Eukaryota; Dinophyceae; Suessiales; Symbiodiniaceae. The record is from the annotation of a GenBank genome assembly.
GCGGGGGCGGAGGCGAGUGGAAGGUUGGUUGAAAUGCUGAGUUGGGUGAAAUGGAUCGAAGAUGAUUGAAGAUCCACUGUAUACAGUCUGUAUACAGUCUGUAUGAUGUGUCAUGAGUUCCAGGCUUCAUCACCCAGGCUUCAGGCUCGUUUCAACGAUCUAGGGCGUGAGGAUCCUUCUGAUCCUCACGUAGUUUUGCCUUCAAAAUCAUCAGCUCAGUGGCUGAGAGGUGGGGAUCAAAGCCGCAUGGAGCUUGAUGGUGUUCAUUUCUGUCUUUUUGCAUUGAAACAACUGCUCCAUCGCUAUGAGGACUCAAGUACCCGCCUUUGCAGAAAAGGACCGGAGUGGCCUCAGUUGGAGUGGCUUGACGGUGUUCAUUUCUUGAGCCAGCUUGAUGGUCGCCGCCUCAGGGUCAUCCCUGAACUUGAUAGGUCCUUCCGCUAGAGUGACGGCUCGAGUUGCUCACUCCGCGACGGGGUCGCGCCACGACACCCCCUGCAGCCUUUGAAGCUCAAGGAACCUCCCUGACGUCCCGCGACCGCCACGACUCUCAAAGUGCCCUUCGUCACGCCAUGUCCCGGCGACCUCGAGCGCCCGCGCUGCUUCUGCUCGCUGUGAUUGGCCUGGGCAGGUUGAGUUGGUCGUCCAACUCACCCUUCUGUGCGCCGAAGGCGGGUGUGGAUGUCACACCACGUGGGGUGCUGACCGGUCUGCAGGUGACCAAAGUGCAGACGUCCGUGCCUGCAAUCCACCAUGAGCAUGUACAAGCUCCAAAGACCCCGGUGGCUCAAAUCAUCCUGUUGGAUGGUGUGCUUCUUCUCACGGCUUUCGUGGUGAAUCUCAAGUGUGCGAACCGACUGCGCGGAGUGCUUAGCCCAGAAGUCUUCUGGGGCCGACUCUUUGUGUGGAUAUGAAGUGAAGCGGCUGUGGGCUAAAACGCCCUUGUACAAACUCCAAUGCAGAUUGUAUUGUGGAUAUCGUUGAUAAGAUCACGCCUGCAACCAACCGGUGAAAGCAGGAAAUGUGCAUGUGCCAGCUUGGUCACAGUGCCCACCCACUGGCGCUGCGCAGUGCUGCUGCAGGUGCUGAUAACAGACCCAUAUAGAGAUGAACUGCUCGCUUUUCCUCGCAAGUCAGGCAUUCACCCCAAGCGCAAUCCACAACC